AUGAUACAGCCGCCGCAUUCGCCUGAUUUAAACCCUAUUGAAUAUAUAUGGGCUAAGCUCAAAGAAAUGAUUGAUCGCCUAGAUCCGGACCUUGACAAAUUUGAAGGACAGGAUUACUCUGAUGGGUUGAUUUCUAGCAUAGGGCACAGGGUUGAAGCUGUAAUUGAUGUAAAUGGAUGGUAUACCAAACAUUAA
This is a messenger RNA of Penicillium crustosum, 195 nucleotides long. RefSeq lists its product as uncharacterized. The transcript is spliced from 2 exons. Gene Ontology annotation, molecular function: nucleic acid binding. The record is from RefSeq and is a predicted model, not a curated record. Lineage: Eukaryota; Fungi; Ascomycota; Eurotiomycetes; Eurotiales; Aspergillaceae. The coding region runs from base 1 to 195 and encodes 64 amino acids.